This is a messenger RNA of Chaetomium globosum CBS 148.51, 351 nucleotides long. RefSeq names its product 60S ribosomal protein L34. Gene Ontology annotation, molecular function: structural constituent of ribosome. Gene Ontology annotation, cellular component: ribosome. The record is from RefSeq and is a predicted model, not a curated record. Gene Ontology annotation, biological process: translation. The coding region runs from base 1 to 351 and encodes 116 amino acids. Lineage: Eukaryota; Fungi; Ascomycota; Sordariomycetes; Sordariales; Chaetomiaceae. The transcript is spliced from 3 exons.
AUGGCCCCCUCACGAGUCACCUACCGUCGCCGGAACCCGUACAACACCACGUCGAACCUGACGCGGAUUACGAAGACUCCCGGCGGCAAGCUCCGCGUUCUUCACAUCAAGAAGCGCGGCACUGCUCCCAAGUGCGGCGACUGCGGCAUCAAGCUCCCUGGUAUCCCCGCUCUCCGCCCUCACGAGUACGCUCAGAUCUCCAAGCCCAAGAAGACCGUCCAGCGCGCGUACGGUGGCUCGAGAUGCGGUAACUGCGUCCGGGACCGUGUUGUCCGGGCUUUCCUCAUCGAGGAGCAGAAGAUUGUCAAGAAGGUGCUCAAGGAACAGAGCCAGGCCGAGAAGAAGAAAUAA